Molecule: messenger RNA, 477 nt
Organism: Ilex paraguariensis (yerba mate)
Lineage: Eukaryota; Viridiplantae; Streptophyta; Magnoliopsida; Aquifoliales; Aquifoliaceae
Source: the annotation of a GenBank genome assembly
AUGAUUAAUCUUUGGGAACUGAAAAAAUAUCAAUCUGGAGGGGCCUCCAAUCAAGAAACAGAGCGAGUUGAUUGGUACCAGGAACUACUGGGACGAAGACAAAAUUUCUUAUUUUAUGCAGCUGCUGCCGUGUUAUCAUUCCUUGUUGUUGGCCUACUGCCUCCAGUCAUCUAUGGCUUCUCAUUUCAGAGGAGUGAUGAUAGAGAUCUCAAGCUCGUGGCAGUAGCAGCGACUUCACUUCUAUGCAUCAUCCUACUUAGCAUUGGAAAGGCUUAUGUUCAGAGGCCUCCCAAGUCUUAUAUAACAACAGCAGUAUACUAUGUUAUGAUAGAGUUUGGAGUCUCGGCUGUUUCCUUUGCAGUAGGCAACCUAAUCAUGAAACUCCUGGAGAAGCUUCGUUUAUGUCAGUCCAAUUCCCUUGUAACCCUGCCACUUCUCAAGACAGAACCAGUGAAACCAUUAUGGGCAUCCUAUUAG